GACCUUCUGUUCUCGCCGGUCUCCGUGCGGCGGCAUCUCCGUGUCCCUGUGACUCGAGACCGCGGCUGUCGGGUCUCCCCCUCUCUGACCCUGCGUCUCUGUCCCCGCUGUGUCCGCCCUCUCUCCGUGACUCUGUGUGUCUCUCGCUGUCUUGCUGUGGCUGUCACUCCCAGGCUGUCUCCCAGUGAGUCCUGCUCUCCGUCUGCAUGUGUCCCUCUCCCUUGUCGCUGACUCCUCGGCUCUCUCCGGGGCUGUUUCUCCAUCCUGUCCCGCCUCUGCCUGUCAUUGCCUUUCUGCCUCCCCAGCCCCAGAAUUUCCAUCCCUGCACCCUGCAAGUCUACCUCUCUCCUCUCCUCUCCUCCUAAGACCUGCCUUCCUCCUCUCCCCUCUCAUACCCAAGCUGGCCUCCCUUGGUUCCCUCGGUACUUCCUGGACUCUACCUCGGAAACUUCAUUGAUGCCAAAGACCUGGAUCAGCUGGGCCGAAAUAAGAUCACACACAUCAUCUCUAUCCAUGAGUCACCCCAGCCUCUGCUGCAGGAUAUCACCUACCUUCGCAUCCCGGUCGCUGAUACCCCUGAGGUACCCAUCAAAAAGCACUUCAAAGAAUGUAUCAACUUCAUCCACUGCUGCCGCCUUAAUGGGGGGAACUGCCUUGUGCACUGCUUUGCAGGCAUCUCUCGCAGCACCACGAUUGUGACAGCGUAUGUGAUGACUGUGACGGGGCUAGGCUGGCGGGACGUGCUUGAAGCCAUCAAGGCCACCAGGCCCAUCGCCAACCCCAACCCAGGCUUUAGGCAGCAGCUUGAAGAGUUUGGCUGGGCCAGUUCCCAGAAGGAUGGCUCCGGAUUUGCCACAGAGGAUGAGGACAAGGAGUGGCCCCACAGGCUGGCCCAGCAGGGUUCCUUACUACCACCCAUCCUCCUCCAGGCCCUUUGGUUGACCACAGGUGCCAGACAUAGGACCUCAAAAACCUCUGGUGCCCAAUGCCCUCCGAUGACUUCAGCAACCUGCCUGCUGGCUGCACGUGUGGCUCUUCUCUCCGCAGCGCUGGUGCGCGAAGCCACCGGGCGCACAGCCCAGCGCUGUCGUCUGAGUCCGCGGGCGGCCGCCGAGCGCCUGCUGGGGCCGCCACCUCACGUUGCAGCAGGAUGGUCACCGGACCCAAAGUACCAGAUCUGUCUGUGCUUCGGUGAGGAGGACCCGGGCCCCACACAGCACCCCAAGGAGCAGCUCAUCAUGGCGGACGUGCAGGUGCAGCUUCGGCCUGGGAGCUCGUCCUGCACUCUAAGUGCCUCAACCGAGCGCCCAGAUGGGUCCUCAACCCCUGGCAACCCCGAUGGCAUCACUCACCUUCAAUGCAGCUGCCUCCAUCCUAAGCGAGCCGCUUCCUCUUCUUGUACCCGCUGAAGGCAGCCCCCAACAGGGGGGCUCCCUACUCCCACCCAACCCUGCCCACACUAAGCCCAUAGACUUGGGGCCUCCCCCGGCACAUCACCCAGGUCUGCCGGACGGCAGAGGUGGAUCGCGGCCUUCCACUCCUCUGUCACGGGGCCCCGGAACUCGAGAGUAGGCCACACCGCCCCCCAGCUGGGCAUGGGGCUUCGGCAGGAAACUGAACUUGAUCUUGAGGCCCCAGAAAGGCAGCAACUGGAGCAGAAGCAAGACUUCAUCUCUUGCUGACAGCCCAAUUUGUCAAUAGCGCUUUCCUCAGAGCCAGCCUUAACCUGCUGUUGAGUCCAUUAAAACGUUUGCUUAAAGUUUUUACCAAUAAUUAGAUCAUCAGGGUUGUUUAGUGUGGGAUCAAGCCAUAACAAAACUGCCUAGCCUCUCAGGGGCCUAGAAUUUACAGAACCUUCCUCCUCCCUGCAGCUAGUCUCUCUUCUUUAUUCUGGGGGCUGGGAAGGAUCCCAAAACAGGGAACUUGGCCGAACCCUGGGCUUUGGAUGCUAACCACUGAAGUACCAGCACCUGUAGGAUGCUGUCUUUGAAGAAACUGAGGCGGACCUCCAAAUGCAGCCCUAAGGCAGAGGUCAACGUGGAAGACCAGCCCUUCUCCAAGCCCCACUGGUCUUUGCAAGCUGUACGUUGUAGGCAAUCUGAGAACUGGAAAGGGGGACUACAACCAGAAAGUUGGUUACCCUGCCAUGGGAAUAAAGUAGCUGUUUUCCACCCCA
Molecule: messenger RNA, 2176 nt
Organism: Homo sapiens (human)
Lineage: Eukaryota; Metazoa; Chordata; Mammalia; Primates; Hominidae
Gene: DUSP15
Product: dual specificity phosphatase 15
Exons: 11
Coding region: 711-1409 (232 amino acids)
Biological process (GO): regulation of oligodendrocyte differentiation; negative regulation of transcription by RNA polymerase II; positive regulation of ERK1 and ERK2 cascade
Cellular component (GO): cytoplasm; plasma membrane
Molecular function (GO): protein serine/threonine phosphatase activity; protein tyrosine phosphatase activity
Source: RefSeq, a predicted model, not a curated record